ACCACACACAACAAAAAAAAAAAAACCAAGCUAUCCAAUAUGCCCAUUGUAAUUCUUUUAGGAGGAGGACAUGCUGCUGGAAAACAUACUGCCGGAAAGUUUCUUCGAGAAGAACUUUCCUUAAGAAAGGAAACUCAAAAUUAUGCAGUUCACACCUUAGACAUGGAUGAGUUCAUCAUCACUGAGAACACCAACACAGAGUCAUGCUCGCACAAACCAUCACGCUUUGACUUUGAAUCAUUAAAGAAACGCAUUUCCGAGCUCCCUAACGACAGUAUAGCCAUAGUGAUAGGGUUGUAUGCACUCUACGACAAGGGACUUAGAGAUUCUGCUCAAAUUAAGGUGUUCAUUGAUAGUGAUGCCGAUGUAAGACUUAUUCGUUGGAUUAGAAGAGAAGCCAAGGUCACUGAAGAUGAAGCUGAAUCACGUUUGAUUUUGGAAAAAGUCAUUGGACAAUAUAUGAAUGGAGCUCGUUCUGAAAUGACAGACUACAUUUUCCCUACCAAGGAGUUUGCAGAUGUAAUUUUCCCACGAGGAGUAGAAGCAAGUUCCGUGAGGUUGAUUGUAGACGGUAUACAGCCAUCUAGCGACUCAUUCAAGAGCACCAGUAACCAACUCAGACCUUCUCGUUUCGCCAAGGAAAAGUUUGACAAGGAAAAGGGAAAGUUUUACGAGUUGAACUAGUGAUCAAUCCGUCACUAUUAUAUAGAGAAUACAUGCAUCCAACUUUCUACCAAGAUACCCUAUUAUAUUCUUAUUUGUUUCUUUUUUUUUUUAUUACUAUUAUUAUUAUUAUACAUCUAAU
Messenger RNA from [Candida] anglica, 805 nucleotides. NCBI's taxonomy places the organism in Eukaryota, Fungi, Ascomycota, Pichiomycetes, Serinales, Debaryomycetaceae. The record is from the annotation of a GenBank genome assembly.